CCCUGCGUGCGCGAGUAAUGGCUGAGCCGCGGCAGCGCCGAGCUGCUUUUUAUUCCUGGGACGCAGAGCAGGCGUAAAUCCUGGCUCCUCUGCUCGGAAAGGCUGCAUCAUAAUAGAGGCGUCACUGUCCUGCCUCUGGUCGAGCUAAAGUGCGCAGCUAAGCCACGGCAACAGCAACCCUCUCAGCACCAUGUCCGCGGACAACGUUGGGAUUUCUGUGACGUGCCCACGCGUGGACACGAACCUUACGUCAGAUCCACAGCAAAGACAACCUUAAUUUUUCAAGCGCUCUCUCUCUCGCUCUCUCUCUCUCUCACACACACAUACACACACACACACACAGUCUCACACACGCACGUUCAGAGAGGGACUUGAUCGCAUUGCGGGGCUGUUGUCGCAGCAGAGAGGACGCGAGGAUCUCGAAGGAAUGAUGGAAGAAACAGCUGCUACAGCCCUGGCCUCUGGCACCAGUGCUAUCCCAUCAACUCCAAGGCCUCCGCCUGGCUCUUUUACUCCUUCCCGCAGUCUCCUGGAGUGGAGAAGGAGGGUCAAGUCCGAGUACAUGCGCCUUCGCCAGCUAAAGCGGCUCAAAAAGGUAGACGAAGUCAAGAGCUUGUUCAUGUCCAACAGGCAAAAGAUUGAGCUGCAGACUGAUCUUCUGAAUGCGGAGUGGUCCAAGCUCAGGGUUCAGGCCAUACCUGUCUCAUCCAUCAGCGGAUCUCUGGCAAAUAAGAAGAUGUGUACGGUGGAGUUUGGCUUCCCGGGAUUUAAUUCUCAGGCCAUUGCCAUGAAACCGCUCUCUACAGUGGCAGGGAUCCCCUUCAUGUACUCAUGGUCACCAUUGCAGCACAACUUCAUGGUGGAAGAUGAGACAUUCCUGCAUAACAUUCCCUACAUGGGGGAUGAGGUGCUUGAGCAGGAUGAGGCCUUCUUGGAAGAGCUCAUUGACAACUAUGAUGGCGUACAUGGUGACAGAGAGGGAGGGUUCAUCAGUGAUGAGAUCUUUAAAGAGCUCGUGGAUGCCUUGAGCCAAUACUCUGACCACGACGAAGACGAGGAGGAGGAGGUGGGGGUGACGGCGGCAGAGGUUACGGGGAAGAAAGAGGAAGAGAGGAUGAUGAGGAGGAGCUCCGUGGAAGGCUCAGAGGAGGCUAAAGCUGGGACAUUAAUCAGGAGAAAAAGGAGAGGCACCACUGAGGUGAAGGAUGUGUCCAGCAGCAAGAGGGUUCCCAGCGAUAAGAUAUUCACAGCCAUCGCCUCGAUGUUUCCCUACAAGGGCACUACGGAGGAGCUGAAGGAAAAGUACAAGGAUCUACAGGAACCACCAGGCCCAGUAAAGCUUCCCCCUCUCUGCACCCCCAACUUAGAUGGCCCUUUUGCAAAGUCUGUACAGCGGGAGCAGUCUUUGCAUUCCUUCCACACGCUCUUCUGUAGGCGUUGCUUCAAAUACGACUGCUUCCUCCACCCUUUUCAUGCAACACCCAAUGUUUACAAGAGGAAGAGUAAGGAGAUCCGCAUGGAGACCGAACCGUGUGGGGAUGACUGCUUCCUGAAACAGAAAGGAGCUAAAGAGUUUGUGGAUCAGAAUAUGUUACAGCCGCAGAGAUCUCGGCGGCGACGGAGGCAGCAGCGGCCCACCAGUUCCAGUAGCUCUGGACCAGCUGGGUCCGCCGAGGACGGCAAGGAGGGUGACAGUGACCAUGAAACCACCUCUUCCUCGGAGGGGAAUUCACGCUCCCAGACUCCAACUAAGGAAGAUGAAGUGAAGCAGCAGGAGUGCUGUGUGGUCCAGUGGAGUGGGGCUGAGGAGUCGCUCUUCAGAGUGCUGCACGGCACAUAUUUUAACAACUUCUGCUCCAUUGCAAGUCUCAUUGGUACCAAGAACUGCAAACAGGUCUACGAGUUUGCGGCGAAAGAGGUCCUGAUCCACCGUGUCCCCGUGGUAGAUGGAGGCAUCUCGCCCCAGAAGAAGAAAAGGAAACACAGGUUAUGGGCAAAGAUUCAGCUGAAGAAAGAUAACUCCUCCAAUCAGGUGUACAACUAUCAGCCGUGUGACCAUCCUGACCACCCAUGUGACAGCUCCUGCCCCUGUGUGAUGACCCAGAAUUUCUGCGAGAAAUUCUGCCAAUGCGAGCACGAGUGCCAGAACCGGUUCCCAGGCUGCCGCUGUAAAACUCAGUGCAACACGAAACAGUGUCCGUGCUACCUCGCCGUGCGAGAGUGUGACCCAGAUCUCUGCAUGACCUGCGGAGCUGCGGACCACUGGGACAGCAAAGUGGUGUCCUGUAAGAACUGCAGCAUCCAAAGAGGCCUCAAAAAGCACCUGCUACUGGCGCCAUCAGACGUUGCUGGUUGGGGAACAUUUAUCAAAGAGCCUGUGCAGAAGAAUGAAUUUAUCUCCGAGUACUGUGGAGAGCUCAUCUCUCAAGAUGAGGCAGACCGACGAGGAAGGAUCUACGACAAAUACAUGUCAAGCUUCCUUUUCAAUUUGAACAACGAUUUCGUAGUGGAUGCAACGCGAAAGGGGAACAAAAUCCGAUUCGCUAAUCAUUCAGUUAAUCCUAACUGCUACGCUAAAGUCGUGAUGGUUAACGGAGACCACCGCAUCGGGAUCUUUGCCAAGCGAGCCAUCCAGCAGGGAGAGGAGCUCUUCUUUGAUUACAGAUACAGCCAAGCCGAUGCUCUGAAGUACGUGGGAAUAGAGAGGGAGGUGGACAUGACUUAGCUUUGCUACCGUAUCUAAAGACCGGUCGUCGUUCGACAUCUCUGUACAUUAUGCGAGCUUUUCCAGCAUACAUAAUGUAGAUCAGUGAAAUGCAUGUGCUGUCCUUUGACACAUCAUCAACUAAACAUGAUAGCCAAGUACUUUAGCUUCAGUCAGAUGCUUUUCCUGUUCAGUCACUAAGUAUUGUGGAUUAUAAUGUAUGUACCUUGACUGCUCCGCUGAAAAGCUAGCCUCAUUAACACAUUUCUGUCAUGAAAUAAGCUCAUUUAUAUCAAUGUUCGGCAAAAAUAGGCAACUAGAUGAGAAACCGACUGACUGAAUGUAACUUUGUAGAUGGCAAAAAAAAAAAAAAAAGAGGUCUUGCCUCGGCAAAAUUCCAGAAUUGGUACUCAGAUCAUUGUAUAUACAGCAAACGUAGAACAUCAUCAUAUCAUGUUAAUAAAAAAGUGAGAGUAAGUGUCUUCCUUUAACAUUUUAAAAAAAAAAGUGCCAAAAGAUUCCUCACCAAAAAAAAAAACUAAAACAAUUUGCAUGUGAAGUGUUGUAUAAUUAUCAGAGAAAGGUUGAGACAUAAGAAAAAAGGCAACAUUGCUUGUUUUGCUUUCUUUGAAGUCCACAUUAAUAUACAGGUCCUUGCAAAGGGCUUCCCCUCAGCUUCAGCUUAUUCAUAUUGCAGUAGGUCGUCAUAUUACAAACACAAACGUUUUAUAUGAUAGACCAAUACAAUGUAGAGUAUAAUUAAAUAGAAUUUUUGGGGGGGAGGGGAUAAAUAUGUACUGAAAAAGUGUGACAAGUACAUAUAUGCAGCCCCUUCUCUAGUAAUUGCAUGAAGUACCACUUUCUGCUGCAUUUAUACCUGUAAUGGUUUUGGGAGAUGUCUCAACCAGCUUUGCACAUUCAGAGACUGAUAUCUUUGUCAUCGGAAAAUAGCUCAAACUUAGGUUAUAUGGUGGGUUUUUGAAUAAAACUCUUUAAGAUUUAACUCUAGUUUGCAAUUGGCUUCUGGUCGGCUGGAAAGUGCGCUUCCACUUGUCUCAAGUCAACACUGUAGAUCUUCUCAUCUUACAAUCGCAAAGCAUCCUGAUGGCAUGAUGCUGCCACCACCAUGCUUUACAGUGUGGAUGGUAUGUUGAGGAAGAGGUAUUAUGUUAGUUAUCUCCACACAAAGCGCAUUGCAUUGGUUGUAAUGAAUUUUAUCUAGGGGUAUUGGAUCAGAACAACACAUUUAAUUUCUAAUAACCAUCUAUGUUGUUCCCUCCCUCUCUAACUUUUGUGUUGGUCUACCACAUAAAACAUAUUCUAGUUUCUGUAAAAAUGAUAAAAUCCUGAAACAAAACACAAGGAUCGGGAAUACCUUUGCAACGUACUGCAAACCUAUUUCUGAAAUGUUGAAAGCAUACUCGUAUGAAACUAGGUCUCCUCAAGUGGAGUCAAACAACACGGAGGUCAAGGCUGUGUACAGUGUAUGCCUAUAAAAAUAAAAGUUUAACUUUAUACUUUAUGAAUGUUGGCCGUAUCAUUGCGUCUUGUCUGUUUUCGCUUCAAUUAACACAACGCAAAUUUCAUUUUUAGACUUCUUUUUUUUAUUAUUGAGAUGACAGUUUGCCUUAAAUCACACAGUAAUGGUCAUUUACAGUGAGUUCAUUACAAAACAAAGCUGAGGAACAACAGAAAGAAUCCAGACUUUCAAUUCUUGUUUCAAAAAGCUUCUGUUGGGAGGUGCUGAUCCGGUAUUAUCAUGCCUUCUGCCUGCUUUGGUUUCUUUCUCAAACAAAUCAUGGCUGACAGGGUGUCUGAAAAUUUCCUUCUCCCUUUUGUGGGUUUUAAAAUCUAUCUAUGGGACCUCAAAUACACCCAAAUUCUGCCCUCUUCAUCUUAGACCUCUUCACGUUUUUUUUUUUUUUUUAUGUUAGUGUUUUAAAGUAUAACUCCAGGGUGCUUAGAUAGCGAUCAGUCAGCAUUAUGUGUCAAGAGUUGAGCAGAUACCCUGUCCGUCCUGCUGAAUAGCUCCAUCUACUGACCAUUUUACUGCAACCCUCCUGACCUCAUCCGUAAACCUAACCCUGCCAUGCCAGCUGCGGCGUCACAUUUAGUGGGUUGCCUCUUGGCGGCCAAACUGCAAAUACACAAAACAUCAAAAA
Messenger RNA from Fundulus heteroclitus (mummichog), 4866 nucleotides. It is a transcript of the gene ezh1, whose product is annotated as enhancer of zeste 1 polycomb repressive complex 2 subunit. The transcript is spliced from 20 exons. Gene Ontology annotation, molecular function: protein binding; histone H3K27 methyltransferase activity. NCBI's taxonomy places the organism in Eukaryota, Metazoa, Chordata, Actinopteri, Cyprinodontiformes, Fundulidae. Gene Ontology annotation, biological process: chromatin remodeling. The coding region runs from base 428 to 2725 and encodes 765 amino acids. The record is from RefSeq and is a predicted model, not a curated record.